AUGAUUAUUACAGGAGAUGACUCUGAGGAAAUAGCAAAACUUCAAAAACAACUUGCAACCGAAUUUGAGAUGAAAAAUCUAGGUGGGCUCAAAUAUUUUCUAGGUAUUGAAGUUGCUAGGUCGAAGAAAUGCAUCUUUUUAUCUCAACGAAAAUAUAUCCUAGAUCUUUUAUCAGAAGCUGGGCUACUAGACUGUAAACCUGUAGAUACUCCAAUUGUCCAGAACCACCAACUUGGAGAAUAUCCAGACCAAGUGCCAACAAACAAAGGAAGGUACCAGAGAUUGGUUGGCAAACUUAUUUACUUAUCUCAUACACGACCUGAUAUAGCGUAUGCGGUAAGUGUAGUAAGUCAAUUUAUGCACAACCCGAGUAAAGAUCACACGGACGCGGUAAUUCGAAUCAUGCGGUACUUGAAGUCCUCGCCUGGAAAAGGUUUGAUGUUCAUAAAGAAUAAUCAUGUACAAGUUAAAGGUUAUACAGACGCUGACUGGGCAGGAGAUAUCACCAACAGAAAAUCCACCUCAAGCUAUUUUACCUUUGUUGGAGGAAAUUUGGUUACAUGGAAAAGUAAGAAACAAAAGGUUGUAGCAUUAUCAAGUGCUGAAGCAGAGUUUUAA
Molecule: messenger RNA, 618 nt
Organism: Lathyrus oleraceus (garden pea)
Lineage: Eukaryota; Viridiplantae; Streptophyta; Magnoliopsida; Fabales; Fabaceae
Exons: 1
Coding region: 1-618 (205 amino acids)
Source: RefSeq, a predicted model, not a curated record